UACCCCUUAGCAAACAAACCCAAGACGACAUAACACAUAAACACAUAUAGCAAGAUGCAAGUAGGAUUCAAGGCCUUAAGCACACACAUGCCAUAUAUAUGAGCUGAAAAUGUAGUAAACAUGGACUGCACUUUAGGAAUUUUUUUUGUAUGGUUCCCCAACCCCAAAAUGGCUAAAACAUUGUAUAUAGCUUCAGUAUUGGGUUUUAUUUUAAAGGAUCAAAUAGGCCUAAAGAAACACACAAAGGCUAAAGAAAAGAAAAGAAAAAAACUCAAAGGCACAAUAGAUCAAACACAUAGUGAGUACUAGGCUCUAGAUAUCAAAUGAAAUGAAUCCAAGUAUUGUGUGAUCUAUUUCCCAAGGAGUAUACCAGUGUUGUGAAAAUCGCGCUCGGGGCGCGGGGCGAUCAAAGCGAGACUGUAAUCGCCCCGAUGCGGCGGGGUCGUGCGAGAUCCGCGGAGCGACGGUGGGGCGCGCCUGGGUCGUCUGGGUCGCCGUGGAGCGAGCCGAUUUAGGUUAAAUAACCACCGACGACAUGGUGUCAAAUAAAUUUCAUGCGGUGCAUAAUUCAUAUAAAUAUGUUUUUCUGUAUGCUUAGAAUAGCCAUGACACAUCAAUAGCAAUUUUAGACAUUGUGAAUUAUGAUUAAUUAUAAAUCAUUGUUUCUUUCUACAGAUCAUUUUUAUACAAAAUGUCUCAAGACCCAGCUAGGAAAUAUGCAAGGGCUGAUCCGGAUACCAGAUAUAAACUUACAUGCAACUUUUGUGACAAAGUGAUUGCAUCGGGAAUUCGAAGGCUCAAAGAACAUUUCGUUGGCGGAUUUAAAAACGUCACGAAAUGUACUAAAUGCCCACCACAUGUGAGAGAGGAGAUGAUCAACUAUAUGAAGAAAAAAGAGGAUGCUAAAAUACUGCAAGUUUUUACAGUGGCAGCAUCACAAAGCAGGCAAGAGUUUGAAGAUUUGGGUUACGGGGAAUACGAAGAAGACAACAUUAUUGGCAGUAGCUCGACCAAACAGAAAAGGCCUCGGGUCAACCCUGAUCGAGCAAAGGCCGUCCAAGCACAGAAGUUGAGCAAGGAAAAGCAACAGACAUUAAAUGAUGCAUACAAAAAAGAUUUGCGUGAAUUGGUUUGCAUCAACUGGGCUAAAUGGUUUUAUGAUGCAGGUAUACCAUUUAAUGCUGCACAGUAUGAUAGUUUCAAGAUUGCGAUCGAAUCUACUGGGCAAUUUGGUCCGGGCAUGAAGCCUCCAAGCUAUCAUGAGUUAAGAGUUCCUUUGCUUAACAAAGAAGUCAAUGCUAUGAAGGAUAUUCUAAAAAACCAUAGAGAAGAGUGGGCGAGAUUCAGUUUCUCAAAGAGACAUUAUCAACUUCUUGGUGAACUCUCCUAAAGGUUCGGUUUUUAUCAAGUCUGCUGAUGUGUUUGAUAUAGUGAAGGACGCAAAUGCAUUGGUGCCAAUGUUUGAGGAGAUUGUUGAUUACAUCGGAGAGCAACAUGUGAUUCAGAUUGUGACAGAUAAUGCCUCAAAUUAUAAGAAAGUUGGGCUGAUGCUGCAAGUUAAGAAGCCCAAUUUGUUUUGGACUCCUUGUGCUGCUCACUGCAUCGAUUUGAUGCUUGAGGAUGUUGGUAAAAUACCAAUGGUCAAGGAAGCUAUCAAAAAAUCAAUAUCUUUGACUGGUUUUAUUUACAGUAAAACCGGUGUGCUGAAUAUGAUGAGAAAGUAUACAAGCCAGAGGGAAUUGCUUAGGCCGGCGACCACUAGAUUUGCCACUUCCUUCAUCACCCUGAGGUCCAUCCAUAACGAACGACAAAACCUCAUAAAGAUGUUUACUAGUGAUGAAUGGAGAAAUAACCAAUGGUAUAAAGAGAUACCCAGCAAAAAUGCAACAGCUACUGUCCUCAAUGACAAUUACUGGAGGCAUGUUGUCUAAGCUCUCAAAUUGAGCGAUCCUCUUAUUAAAGUGUUGAGGAUGGUUGAUGCCGAGCGUAAGCCUGCAAUGGAUUACAUUUACGAGGCUAUGGAUCGGUGCAAAGAAGUCAUAUCCAGUGCAUUCAAUGGAAGAGAAGAGAAGUUCAAGAGAGUAUUUGAGAUCAUUGAUGCUCGAUGGAAUGAUCAAUUGCACAGACCGUUACAUGCUGCGGGUCAUUACUUGAACCCGAAAGUUUUUUAUGCCAAUGUGAAAGGUAUUUAUGAAUGUUCGGAGGUCAUGGAUGGUAUGGUUGCAUGUAUUGAGAAGUUGGUCCCCGACCAAAGCAUUCAAGACAAAAUCAAUAAGGAAGAAAUGCCCAAAUAUAAGAAGGCUAUCUCCUGUUUUUCACAUCCUUUGGCUAUUCGAAACAGAACUCAAAUGGCACCAGAAUGGUGGAAUAGUUUUCGAUAUGACGCACCAAAUUUGCAAAGUUUUGCAAUUAGAGUAUUGAGCUUAACUUAUAGUGCUACCGGCUGUGAAAGAAAUUGGAGUGUUUUUUCACAACGAACGAUUGAACUAGAGGUAGCACAAGCACAAGAGAACAAGCCUCAAGCUCUAUGCAUGCUUGUACUCUUGUGGAUAAUGAAGAUGACAGUGAAGAUAUUAAUUUAAUUGUAUCCGAUGAAGGAGAAAGAGGACUUGCCUCUGAGUGAUGAUGAUAUUAUUUAGUUAAUUAUUUUAU
Molecule: messenger RNA, 2652 nt
Organism: Salvia splendens (bonfire salvia)
Lineage: Eukaryota; Viridiplantae; Streptophyta; Magnoliopsida; Lamiales; Lamiaceae
Exons: 2
Coding region: 692-1390 (232 amino acids)
Molecular function (GO): DNA binding
Source: RefSeq, a predicted model, not a curated record